UCAUCCACACGCACACGUUUGCGAGACAAAUGUGCGAGAGAAAAUUUCCGCGAGAAUGCGCACUAGAUGAAAAGUGGUUCUGAGAUUUUCCACGGACAUCUGUAUGCCGAGAGGAAUUAGAUCGACUUCUCAAAACGAUUCAUACGGUCGAUGGCGUACGCUUGGUUCGGUUCGCACCGAGGUCGUGGAACAUUUGCAGCAUCCGGUACUUAGAAUAACAACCUGCCGACAACCUUCAAGGAUCGGCUGAGUGAUCACUGUUCGACACCGGAAGCUCGAUCUCCACUCCAUUAGUCGAAAUAGAGGAUCUAAUAAAGAUGUUCUCUGGCGCAUGAUGCUAGUGUCCGUGACACGUACUUAGUGAUUGAGGUUGAAUUUUCCACACGUUCUUCCCGACACGUUGCAAACCCUCCGGUUAAGCCUGCGGACGUGCGACGGACAGCGUAUCGACGUGUGCAGUGAAGUGGGCCGGGCAACGUGGGCGUGAGAUGCGCCAUAUUGGAAAAACUCUACCCCUGAGAGUCAAACGUGGACAACGGCGCAGUGAGAAAGAUCGGCAGAAUCAUCAUCACCAACACUACCCAGCAGCUAGUAGUAGCCGAAUUUUUGUACCGAUUUGUGUCGGUGUUUUUGUUUUCGAGUUUUGUGAUCGACAAAUCGUGCGUGCACAAAGAACGAAAGGGCAGGGAUCACGGACCAGAGCGUGGCAGUUGCAGUUUGCUGUGAAGUUGGUUGAUCGUUGCAGCGUAACGACUGCAACAUGUUGAGGAACAUUGGCUGGCAAAAUUCAUGAACAGGAUAAGCGCGUGAAGGAACGAAUAUUCUUCCCGGAAAUUGCAUUUCUUUGGAAACAUUAGAACGGCUAGAUGACGAAGGCCUCUAUACUACGACAUUCGACGCAUCUUACUCCCGAGGGACGUCUCUCUGUUUCGUAUCUCUAACCGAGCACAACAGCAUAUCAUCACCACCACACUGCCGGUGUGUGGCUAAAAAUAGUGAAAACGAAGUAUUUUUACCAUCUAACACCAUAUCGAAAGGUGGUGGUAACACGCCAGACCAGACCAGCGACGGGAAGACGGUGGAGAUCGUGUCGGAAAGGUGUAUUGCCGCACUCUUGGACGCGGGUAAUUGGGACAAGAAUCCCGGCGACUGUUGUGUUGGCGUUUCACCUGAGCUGCGUACUGGGCCGUGUGUUUAUGAAUUGUGUAUUCGUGAAUUUCCGUGAUCGCGUACCGGGUGACCCUUGUGGAGUGAUUUAUACUGGUAGAAUUUGGUAAGGUGAACGUGAAAAAACGUGUGUAAACAACUGGCCCAAAUCGACAUUUUGCGACCGUGUACGAGAACGAGAAUCACACUUCAUGUGUACACUUGCCACUGCGGUGACGACUCCGGGCCUGGGAACUGGACGAAUGGGGCUGGAUGCGAUUCAACCGAGGCAGGGCAGCACGGAAAGUGCGGGCAGCGGAGAUUCGGACAGUGGGGGAGGAGGCGGUUACGAUUCGUCGGUCUGUACGGCUGCGCUGCAGUGGUACUAUCUGGCGAACUUGGACGCACAUUCGAGCGAGUCUUUACAGAGCUCGAAACUGUUCUCUCCUGCCUAUUGGACCGGAUCUGAUACAUUCGCGCCAUCAUCACUGUCCAAUGAAGCGUUCAAAAGCGAUCAUGAUCGAAGAGAGGAAUGCGACUCACCACUGCUUGCUGAGGAACUCGCGGAACUGUGCGACCAGUUUGACGAUCUCGGUCUGUUUGAGUUAACUUCAAGGGCACGUCCGAAUCCGCUAGACGUGGAUCAUUUUGCAGGAUAUGGGCGAGCUACCUUGAGCGCAUCAUUGAAAGGACUUGGUGGUUAUGGUAGAAGCGUAUCGCCUACCGCUUCGUUACAUCAAAAUCAUCAUCAUCAUCAUCACCAUCAUCAUGUGAAGCACCAUCAGCAGCAGCAGCAUCAUCACGAGUUGCCAUUGACAAGGCCUCAGCAUCAGCAGCACGCUUUUCACCAUCAACCACUGCCCUUAACGAACCACCAUUAUCAACCGACGUACGGAGGACAUCAUCCUUUACCGUUGCACAAUGGAACGUCAGAGCAUCAGCAUCAUCUGCAGAACGUGAACCAGAAGUACAGCAAAGUGCCUCCGUCGAACUAUCUCUGCCAUCUGUGCUUUAAGAAGGGUCACUAUAUUAGAGAUUGCCCACAGGCACGUCCAAAAGCGGAAGGGAAAACACCGUACCAGGGUAAGAAGCGUUGUUUCGGCGAGUACAAGUGUCCCAAGUGCAAGCGAAAGUGGAUGUCGGGCAAUUCGUGGGCAAACCAUGGUCAGGAGUGCAUCAAGUGCCACAUCAAUGUUUAUCCACACAAACAGCGCCCUCUGGAGAAACCGGACGGUUUGGAUGUGUCGGAUCAGUCGAAAGUCCAUCCGCAGAUGCUGUGCGAAAAGUGCAAGACGUUGGGUUACUACUGCCGAAGGAUCCAGUAGCCAUCUACCUGAGAACGUAAAGAACUACAGAGAUCAAUUUUUGAUACAAUUUUUUAACCCUAUCAAUUAGUUGCAAAUAGUUUUACAGGCAGAUUAACUGCUUCCAUCUACCUUCCCGAAAAUAUGCUUACACGAGCAACACGAAUCGAAUUCCAAAUAUCUGUAUAUAAUUGGGCUGGUGAGACGCGGACGUGUGUGGCAACCGUCGUGCCAACUGUUUGAAUGUUUCUCGCCACGAAAAGCUCAAACUUAUUCGAAAAAGAAACUAAAAGAAAAAACAACCAACAAACCGAAUCCAAAUCGAAACUCUUCCCGUUUCCGUGCAAAAUAGGAUGGGGAAAGGGCAAGAUUUGCAAGCAUAAUUUGUAUUAUUUUAUUGUAAACUUUCGACGCAAAAAGCAACAAACUGUCAGCGAACUUUGUUUUGGGUUUUAAACUUUUCGAAAACAUAGAAAUGUGUACAAUUAUGGUAUGAACAAAAGAAAAGAUAAUAAUAUUGCGCAUAAUUAGCGUUUUUUUUGUUUUUGCAAAACACGAACGAAAAGCAUUCGUUUUCAAUAAAGAAAUCGAUAUAAUACAA
Messenger RNA from Anopheles funestus (African malaria mosquito), 3051 nucleotides. RefSeq names its product homeobox protein slou-like. Gene Ontology annotation, molecular function: zinc ion binding; nucleic acid binding. Bases 1359 to 2471 code for a protein of 370 amino acids. The transcript is spliced from 5 exons. The record is from RefSeq and is a predicted model, not a curated record. NCBI's taxonomy places the organism in Eukaryota, Metazoa, Arthropoda, Insecta, Diptera, Culicidae.